UGGACAAGCAGUUAAAUCGUCGAUCCGCAGCAGCACAGCUAAAGGAGACCAAGGGGACGAAACUUACGUAGCCCCCAAAAAACCACACAUACAUACUGAGACUGCCCUGUUUCUCUCUGAGUGCGCGUAUCUAUAUGUGUGUGUGUGUGUGUGUUGCAUCCAAUUGCUAGCAGGUUCAAGAAAAAGAAUAAAAGCCAUUUUGAUAAAAAGGCCUGCUCACCCCCCAGAACAACGCCUUGGAUCCAGAACCUACAUCCCUUUUAUGAAACGAAUUUCACGAUACGACUCGACUCGACUCGACUCGACUCAACUCUAUACGAUACAUACAAUAGCCUAGUACAUUCUAGGCUCUCUUCAGUGAUAGCGAUUGAUUGAUUGUGCACUCAAAUAAACACACAAGGGGUGUCCAGCUGCAAUCGACCAGACUAAGCCUCAGCCACCUGUGCUACAGUUCGAAACUGUACCGUCCGCCCGUACCGUAUCUACCGUAUCUGUCUGUCUGUCCGUCGUCUACGUAUACGACGUGGCGUGAGCAGCGUUGCUCGCCCUCCCUGGUCCCCAGUGCCCAGUCCCGUUCAGGCUCAGACAGGUCAAGACAAAACACAAGACACACCCCCCUCCCCCGGACGGGCUUGUUUUCAAGGCUCCAGAGUUCAAGAGGCUAGGCCCCUGGUCGCUCUUCAAUCCUUCUUAACCAGCACAGUCCCCUUGAGGGCGAAGCAUUCAAGCAAGAGCCAGCACAAAGCAGCAAAGCAAUUACAUUACCAAGGCGCCAGCACAUCCCCAUCCACUUGAAACAAACAAAAAAAAAGGCUUUAGCUUCUUUUUCUUCUUCUUAUUCCUUGCCCUGCCUGCCUGCCUGCCCCUUGCGGUACAUCACCCUCAGAAAUUAUCUAUAUUAUAACCCGCCCUGUCUGCCCUCUCCAACCUCGUCUCCAUCAUCAUGUCUGCCAGACCUUCAAGCCACCACUUUGGAUCAACCAGCUCAACAUCAUCAACACCUUCUUCAGGCUCCGACUCAGACUCUUCCAGCUCAGGACACAGAUACAGCAUGGACUCAAUCGCCCUCCCUAUCGCCUCUGUCGAGGUUCUUCGCUGCAUGCGAUGCGCUCGCUCAGUAGAGGCUACUUCCACCGACGACGUCAGCACCAUGGGAAUGGUUCGCAUCGCACACAACCUCUACUACUGCGAACGCUGCGCAAAGAUGGUCGGCUACAAAUAAAUGAAUCAACCAACACACAACUACUAAAGGCCUGAACACGAGUAACACACGGAAUUACUUUCAGCUUUUUCUUCUUCUUUCUCGGUGGAGGGAAACAAAUCACAUUGCGACAUGAACGGUUAAUCCCCAAAGCAUUCAAUGAUUCUUCCAGCCAACCAACCAGCCAGCCAGCCAACACACAACAACCACCUUUUCGGCGCAAAGGAAACAUGAUAUUCGGCUCUUAACCCCCAGUGUGCCGCAUGAAUACAUCCCCCUUCCGCCAUUAGGGUCAGCCAGCCAUUUCUUGCAUUUGGCAUACCCAAUCAACACCAAGAGCAAAGCCAUAUAUCGCCACAAAGCAUAGUUGACCAUCAACAUCAACAUGCGAGGACGACCUAAAUUGGCACCCUCUUAACAACAACCGAAGCAAAAACCCAACGACACCAGCAAAACCCACCCUCUUAGCACCUACAAAUCUCAGGAACCAAUUCCCAUCCUUUUUUUGAGGUUCAGGACAUUCGAGUGAUUGGGUGCGGCAUGUCCGUCAUCAAUGUAUGGGUACCCGUCAGCUUCCGGAUCAGCACCUGUCAGGCUCAGCUCAGCCCAGCUCAGCCCAGCCCAGCCUGCGAGUGAUCAACCCCUCCAAAAGAUAAAGACUGCAUUCACUGCCUCAUGUGAGAUGGAUACCACUUGAGGCGCUGUCUUGUCAAUUUUCAUGACCACCAUUUUUUUGUGUACCUAUUUGACGACCUUGGAUGUUUGGAGUUUUCUUUAGGAUGGGAUAUAUAACACUGUCACACUAUCGGAUUUUCUUCUUCUUCUUCUUCUUCUUCUUCUUCUUCUUCUUCUUGUAUACCCACGGAUACCCUGUUUACUGCCGCCGGGCGCUUUGGAUAUUUUUUUUUGGGGUUAUUUGGAUGCUAUUGUUCGCUUCUAUUCAUCGUGGUGGAUACACGCAAGUCCACGGCCUGGUGCCUGGCACGGAUUUAGCCUCCCGGGCAGGCUAUUUUGUCUAUAUACUGGUUCAAACAAUUUAUCAAAAAUUGCCAUAUCAUAUCGUGUUUUACCA
Messenger RNA from Fusarium verticillioides 7600, 2273 nucleotides. RefSeq lists its product as hypothetical. The coding region runs from base 944 to 1222 and encodes 92 amino acids. The record is from RefSeq and is a predicted model, not a curated record. NCBI's taxonomy places the organism in Eukaryota, Fungi, Ascomycota, Sordariomycetes, Hypocreales, Nectriaceae. The transcript has a single exon.